Messenger RNA from Ruditapes philippinarum (Manila clam), 923 nucleotides. RefSeq lists its product as uncharacterized. The record is from RefSeq and is a predicted model, not a curated record. Gene Ontology annotation, molecular function: cell adhesion molecule binding. Gene Ontology annotation, biological process: cell adhesion; extracellular matrix organization. The transcript has a single exon. Lineage: Eukaryota; Metazoa; Mollusca; Bivalvia; Venerida; Veneridae. The annotation marks the transcript as partial. Gene Ontology annotation, cellular component: extracellular matrix.
AGUGUUUGUACACAAUAAUUUUUUUGAAAUUUGUCAAUCUACAUGUAUUUCACUAGUGAUAAGUUGGUGUGGUCGUCCCUAUGGCUCCGACAGUGAAGGUUUCCGACAUUUUCAUAGAAUACUGAUAAAGUCUGAAUGUUACAUAUACAUCAUACGCCCUCGUGUUUAUCUAAAUAUUUCAUAAUUGUUUAAUAAUAAAUGGCAGGUCACAUGUAUGGCACGGCGCACCGAAUAAAACACGAGGAGUAAAUAGUAUAAAAGCUCUUUUGAAUGAGUUAUUCAUCACUUCAAAAUUCUUCACAAGGUAAAUCAAGUCGACAAAUAUGAAAGUUGUUUGUGUUGUUUUAAUGUGUAUUGCUAGUGUAAUCUGCCGACAGACGACAGUUGAACGCCUGAUAAGCGAUGGGCGAUUUAAGACUCUUGUACACUAUGUCACAAAAGCCAAUCUUACCGGCACGUUAAACAGCAGCGAGUUUACAAUCUUCGCACCUACCGACACUGCGUUCCAUAAGCUUGACUCGAAUAUUAAAGCUGCGCUCGAUCACGACAAUGCAAUCCUUACAGACGCUUUAUUGUACCACGUCAUAUCCGGAAGAGUACCUAGUUUAGCUGCAUCAAACGAGGCUAAGUUAACGAUGGCUAACAACAAAGUUGCACGCAUCAACGUUUACCUUCACAAUAGUAAGGUAACCAUCCAAGGCUGCGUUAUUUCUCAGUUAGAUUUAACGGCAAGCAACGGUAUUAUCCACGUUCUUGACAACGUAAUGUUGGCACCAACAGGCAACAUUGUUGACUAUGUCGCUGGUCAUACUAAAUUUUCCACUCUCUUAUCACUUGUUCAACAAGCAGGUAUUGCUGAUACGCUGAAAAUGGACGGUCUUACUGUUUUUGCACCGACAAAUGGAGCCUUUUCUAAAAUUCCA